Molecule: messenger RNA, 171 nt
Organism: Paramecium pentaurelia
Lineage: Eukaryota; Ciliophora; Oligohymenophorea; Peniculida; Parameciidae
Source: the annotation of a GenBank genome assembly
AUGAGAAGUUUAUUAGGAUAUCUAGGAACUAUUUUUUUUAUUAAGGAAUUAAGCAAGUUAGCAUAUCAGAAGGACAAGUUCUUUUUCGAACUUCUCCUAUUUGCACAUCACUUAUGGCAAUUUAUUAUUUAAAAACUGAAAAGCUUGAGAGAAAUUUAUUUGUUAAUUUGA